Molecule: messenger RNA, 1308 nt
Organism: Botrytis byssoidea
Lineage: Eukaryota; Fungi; Ascomycota; Leotiomycetes; Helotiales; Sclerotiniaceae
Exons: 3
Coding region: 1-1308 (435 amino acids)
Biological process (GO): fungal-type cell wall (1->3)-beta-D-glucan biosynthetic process
Cellular component (GO): fungal-type cell wall; cytoplasm
Molecular function (GO): 1,3-beta-glucanosyltransferase activity
Source: RefSeq, a predicted model, not a curated record
AUGUUUUCAAAGUCCGUUGCCAGAGCUGGCUUGAUUGCCAGUCUAGCUAUCACUACCGUUAACGCCAUUGCUACAAUCUCUGUAACCGGCUCGAAAUUCUUUACAAGUGAUGGCGAUCAAUUCUUUAUCAAAGGCGUCGCAUACCAGUUGACCGAAGCUGAUCCUUUAAUCGACACUAAUCAAUGCCAACUGGAUGCCUCUUUGAUGAAAACCUUGGGCGCAAACGCCAUUCGCGUUUACCACGUUGACCCUUCUGGAGAUCACUCUGGGUGUAUGAGUGCUUUCGCAGAUGCCGGUGUCUACCUUUUCUUGGAUUUGGAUACUUUCAAUACUGCAAUUACUCCAACUGAUGCUACCUGGAACGAAAGUCAAUAUACCGCAUUUAGUAAAGUAAUGGAUGCGUUCGCCAAAUUCGAUAACACCCUUGGAUUCUUUGUGGGAAACGAGGUUAUUGCUAUGAACAACCAAUCUUUGGCGGCACCAUUUAUCAAAGCCGCUGCUAGGGAUAUGAAGGCAUACAGAAAUUCGAAAGGAUAUCGUGAAAUUCCCGUUGGCUACUCUGCGGCGGAUAUUGCGGAAUUACGUCCUAUGCUUCAAAAUUAUCUUGCUUGCGGCACCAACACUUCCGAGACUAUCGAUUUCUUCGGGUUGAAUGCAUACGAAUGGUGCGGCGAUAGUGAUUUCUCUACUUCUGGUUACAAGACCCUCAAUACUUACGCCGAGGGUUAUAAUAUUCCUAUUUUCUUCUCAGAGACCGGAUGCAACACAGUGAAACCCAGAACAUUCCAGGAUCAAGCAGCAAUUCUCGGUUCGGAGAUGGACGAUCAAUGGUCUGGCGCAAUUAUUUACGAAUGGAUCGAAGAGGCCAACGAUUAUGGACUGAUCAGUUAUGGACCAACCGUUGCAGCUACUGCUGUCGCAACAAAUGUUGCAGGUGGAUUUUCUCGCGGCGGAACUCCAACCCCUGUUUCUCCAGAUUUCGCCAAUCUCCAAAGUCAGUGGGCAACUUUGACUCCAACUGGUGUUGCAAGCUCUGCUUAUUCCCCAACUCUUACACCACCUGCUUGCCCUGCAUCAACCUCCGGAGGCUGGUUGGUCGAUGGUGAUGUGAAAUUGCCAUCUAUUGGCCAGAAAGAAGCAACUGGCACUGCCACAACAACUUCUGGAUCAGCAUCCUCUACCGGAAGCGCAACUGGAUCAGCUGCAUCUGCAACCUCAACAAAGGGUAGCGCAUCCGGCGGUAAAGAAAUUACUGGCAUGAGUGUAGGAUUGGCCGCAGUUAUGUUCGGUUUCAUGUACUGGCUAUAG